AUGUGGCGAUCAAUUCCACAACAUCGAUCGAUCUUCACAAGAUCAGUCCACCUACAAAGGCUAUCCUCGAAAGUUCCUAUUGGACAUCGUACAUUAUCAUCAACUAAGCCAUCCACCUCAUCAUUAAGAUUGAACUUUCCAACCAAUCCAAUCUUACGCGGACUAGCCAUCAUAGGAGUCUCCUUUGGAGUAGUAACAGCAAGUUGUGGAACUUGUUUAAUUGGAUUAUUGAUUUAUGAUUCAACCACUUAUUCUGAUCGUCAUUUAGAUCGAGUUCCAACUCAUACACUUUCUCUUACUUCUCAUCGUGGUGGUCCUAAAAACCUCAAAAUUGCGGAUGAUUUGUUAGGUGAUCAUGAUGAUGAUGAUCAAAAUGCUCAGAAUUCUAAGAAACCCAAAUUGGUCAUCAUUGGUGGAGGUUGGGGCGGUGUAGGAUUGAUCAACUCGCUCGAUCCAGAUAACUAUCAUGUAGUAGUAAUUGCGCCAGAAAACUAUAAUCUCUUCACCCCUCUCUUACCAUCAGCCACAGUAGGAACAGUCGAGACGCGAACAUUAGUAGAACCGAUCCGAAAGAUCGUUGCUAGAGUUAAAGGACAUUACCUUCAAGGUUCUGCAGUUGAUAUAGAUUUAAAGUCUAGAUUAGUAGAAGUGAAACCGACGGUUGAAAAUCAAGAAGCCUUUUACGUUCCAUAUGAUAAAUUAGUCAUCUCAGUGGGUUCAGUAUCAAAUACACAUGGAGUACCUGGAUUAAAUAAUUGUUCACAACUCAAGACGAUAAAUGAUGUAAGAGAAAUCAGAUCGAAGAUUAUCAAUAAUUUAGAAACGGCUAAUUUACCAGCAGUAGAAGAAGAAGAAAGGAAAAGGUUAUUGAGUUUUGUGGUUUGUGGUGGUGGUCCAACUGGGGUUGAAUUUGCUUCUGAGUUAUACGACAUGAUCACUGAAGAUAUGCUCAAAUAUUUCCCAAAAUUAUUAGGAAGUGAAGUAUCUAUCCACUUGAUUCAAUCUAGAGAUCAUAUCCUCAAUACCUACAGUGAAAAAAUCUCACAAUAUGCUGAGAAACGUUUCGCCAAAGCUGAAAUUGAUACAAUCCUGAAUGCACGCGUCAAAGAGAUCACACCCACUUCAGUGACAUAUACUAAUAAAACAGAUAAAAAAGAACAUACGAUUCCAGCUGGAUUUGUAUUAUGGUCCACUGGAAUUGCCAUGAAUCCAUUUACGAAAAAAGUGGCAGGAUAUUUACCAAAUCAGUAUCACAAACACGCUUUAGAAGUGGAUUCACAGUUAAGAUUGAUUGAUCCAAGAUGUUUUCCAAAAUUAGUGGAUCAGUGUGAUAAGAAUGGUGAUGGACAAAUCGAUUUUGAAGAAUUUGAAAUGAUGAUGAAACAUGUCAGAAGAAAAUUCCCAACCUCACAAAUGCAUAUAGAAAAAGUUAGGGAUGUAUUUGAAAAAUAUGAUGCAGAUCAUGAUAAUAAUUUAGGAUUAAAUGAAUUAGCCAAAAUGUUUCAAGAGAUUUCAAAUAGAUUGACUAGUUUACCUGCAACAGCUCAAGUAGCGAAUCAAGAAGGGAAAUAUUUAGCUAAAAAGUUUAAUAAACUAGUCAAAGACAAAGAAAAGAAAGUUGAGAAUGAAGAGAAUGAAGAACCUUUUAGUUACCGUCAUUUAGGUAGUUUGGCUUAUAUUGGAAAUUCAGCGGUUUUCGAUUUCGGUGGUAAUGGUAGUUUUGCUGGUGGAUUAAUAGCAUCUUAUUUGUGGAGAUCAAUUUAUUGGUCUGAACAAGUUUCUAUGAGAACUCGUGUAUUGUUGAUGGUAGAUUGGAUUAAAAGAGGGAUUUGGGGAAGAGAUAUUUCAAAGAAUGUGAUGACAAAAGAGGUGGGUAAAGCUGAAGAAUUUGUAACAUAUCCAACCAAUCUCUUGGGUACCUGGAUACUUGUUUUGAUUAGUAGUAAAGUGAUUUGUAUGGUCUGA
Molecule: messenger RNA, 1965 nt
Organism: Melampsora larici-populina 98AG31
Lineage: Eukaryota; Fungi; Basidiomycota; Pucciniomycetes; Pucciniales; Melampsoraceae
Exons: 15
Coding region: 1-1965 (654 amino acids)
Molecular function (GO): calcium ion binding; NADH dehydrogenase activity
Source: RefSeq, a predicted model, not a curated record